Molecule: messenger RNA, 1758 nt
Organism: Microcebus murinus (gray mouse lemur)
Lineage: Eukaryota; Metazoa; Chordata; Mammalia; Primates; Cheirogaleidae
Source: RefSeq, a predicted model, not a curated record
ACCCCUGGGAUUAGACCCCUGCCCUUCCCGUCGCGGGGCCUCCUCAGGCUCCACUAUAGACUCUUGUCCCCUCAACAGCUGUCCCUCCGCCACCCCUCUGCCUUUCCUCAGGCCGCUCUACCAACGGCCUCCCCUCAGCUGCAGCCGCCUCAGAGGCCACCAUCUUGGCCGUCGACGCCCCAGCGCGAUCGCCGCCCACUGAGGUACCAGCUGUUGUCAUGUCCGCCUCAGGGGAUCGAGACGCGACCCCAGAGGGCCAGGAAGGCCCCGUGAGCCGGGCGGGAGCGUGGGCCGGAGCCGAUGACGGGGUGGGCGGCCACUCCGGCCCCCACUACGGCGGCGUCAUGGCGCCUGUGGUGGAGGCGGCCGGAGUCGCACGGUCCGCGGGAGGCCUCGGGGAGGAGGAGGGUGGCCAGGCGGCGGCCAUGGCCGUGGCCGGAGCCCCCGAGGUCCGCAUUGCCGAGGAAGAUUCAGACAUCGGGCCGGCGGAGGAGGAGGCAGAGGAGAAUGUGCCGCUGGUGGGCCUGGAUCGGGUGGUGGACGCCCGUCAUUUCCCCAUGGCGGGCUUUCGCUUCAUGUUCCUGGAUCUGGUCCACUCGCUUCUGCACCGCAUCUACUACAACCACCACAUCCUGACCCGGCCCCGCGGCCGCCACCUGCUGGUGGCACACCGGCGUCCGACGACCAACCGCGACGGCGGUGAUGGCGGGAGCGAGGACGUCCCGGUGGUGCUUCAGGUGCCCGAGAGGCCCCGCGCGAGGGUCGCGGCCCUGGAGGGCGAGGGCCUUGGCGAAGGCUUCGGCCAGGGCCCCGACGUCCUCCCGGCGGGCGCGGCAGGCGGAGGGCCCGAGCAGCCCGGGGAGCCGGCGGGCGGGGCCGCAGCGCAGGUAGAAGCAGCCCAGGAGAUCAUCGUGACGGCCCACGAAGUAACUAGAUAUCAGUAUGAAAACUGGGAAGACGAAGACACCAUAGAUUAUUUAGGGGGGGGAGAAAAAGAAGCAGCAGAAGAAAACGAGAAUGAAAACAAAGAAGAGGAAGGACCUCCAAUGGACGUGGACCCCGGAGAGGUGAAGCCUACAAAAUCCAGGUAUCUGUGUAUACCUUUGAGUAUCGCUCGGCUAUUCCUGGCAUUUACUUCUUACUGACAGUUUGUUUUUUAAUUCUUCCAGUAAAUUAAUUAAGAAAAAAGUUGUUCAAAUUAGUUAAAAAAAUUCAGUUUGACUUACUUAGGAUCCUACUGGAAUAUUCAUGUACCUAAUAAUAUCAAAAUGCAGUAUUUACUUCAUGGCUACUCAUUUGUUCUUGUGAUGUCGUUUGUCCUCUAGCUGUAAGACUAUUAACAAGUGGUAAAUGUAUAGACCUAGUACCUGAGACCAAUAUUUGUGUGGAAAACAGUUACCAGAAGCAGCAGCUAACAUGGCCUGGGCCAUGCACUAGUUGGGCCUUCAUUACUUGGCCACAGAAAUACAGUCUCCCGUACUAACUAAAAGACAACACGACGCCGUUUAGAAUGUGAUUACUUACAAAUAGCAAAAAGUUAGGAUUUUCAAGUAGGACCACAUUUAGUGAUGAGUACCUGAAUAUUUGUUUAGUUGUAGAUUUUUGUAUUUUAUGUGACAGGCAAAAGUAAAGAAACUUAGUCAUAGUAUGAUUGUUUAUCAAUUAAUUGAUAAUUAAGUCUUAAGGUAUAUCUUUGAGUCUGUUGAAAUGAUAAACUAAUGUUUUUUUUUUUCUUUUUUCUUUUCCUUUUUUCCCCAC